Dictyostelium purpureum is the source of this 2516-nucleotide messenger RNA. RefSeq lists its product as uncharacterized. Bases 511 to 2214 code for a protein of 567 amino acids. The record is from RefSeq and is a predicted model, not a curated record. The transcript is spliced from 2 exons. Lineage: Eukaryota; Evosea; Eumycetozoa; Dictyosteliales; Dictyosteliaceae.
AAAAAUAACAGUGGUACAAAAAUAAUUUUUUUUUUUAAAAUUACAACAAAGUAAUAGCCAAGACAAUAGUAAAACACACAGCAAAUAAUAUUAUAUAAUAAAUAAUAAUAGAAUAGUUUGUUAUAAUUUUUUCAUUGUUUUUUUUACCUUUUUAUAAAUUUUUAAAUAUUUUUGAUCGUUUCAAAAAAAAAAGAAAAAAAAGAAAGAAAAAAAAAAAAAAAGAAAAAAUAAUAAUUUUAUUAUUAUAAAAGUAAAAACUCUAUAGUUUUUAUUAUAAAUAAAUAAUAAUUAUAAUAUAUUUUUCUUUUUAUUUAAAAAAAAUAAAAAAAUAAAAUAAAAAAAAAAUAUCUUUAUUUUUUUUAAAAAUAUAUAAUUUAAAAAAAAAAAAGAAAUAAUUUAAACAUUUUUAUAAAAAAUAGUAAUAACUAUAGCAUUAAAAAUAAAGAUAAUAAUCAUAAAUAAUAAAUCGCAAUAACGAAUAGCAUUAUUAAUAGAUUGUAAAUAAUAAAAAUGUUUAAAUUAUUUUCACUUAGAAGUUUUAUAGUGUAUGCCAAUUUCUUAUUUUUACCGGUAGCAUUAUGUUGUCUUUGGUUGUUAUUACCAGUAAAGUCGUAUGUAGCAUUUUCAGGCACUAGUAUGGUAUAUUACGUUGUGAUGUUUUUCACAUGGAUUUCAUUUUAUGAUCUAAAUUUACCAGGAUGCAGCAAGUUAAUGAUUACAGCAUUUUUCCUAGUUUUUAUUGGUAUUUCAAUUGGUUGGCUCAAAGUAGUUACAAAAAUAGAUGUGCAAACAAAUCGUUUAUCCUAUUCAUUCAUCGAUGGUAUAACAUUCCUUUUAUGCACAAUCUGUUAUUUCAUCUAUAUCGCAUACUACAAAUUAAAGAAGAAUUUUAUUGACGACAAAGAAGAGAUUUACGAUUCAGAGGGCCAUAGAAGAACUAAAAGAAAAUCAAAAUCGUGGACUAAAAGGAUUUCAAGGAUUAUGUGUUACUAUAGAUUAAUCGAUAUGGAUGAAGAAGAUGCCCUUAAACAAAUCGAUCGUGAAAGAUCACUCAGAGAUAGUAGUAAUGGCGGUCCACGUUCAAUAGAUGUAUCAGGUGAAAAUUUUAAAACCAAUGGUAGAAAUGACAACGAGGCACAAGAUGAUAUGAAUGUUGGUGCCAUCGAGAUGAACACUUUCCAAGACCUUUCAAAUAGUCAAGAGAAACCAUCAAAUCCAGCACACUCAUUCCUCAGUUCAAGUGCCUUCAAAGAAACCUUAAAAACUGAUAAGCAAGGUAAUCUUCAAGAUAGUUCAUUUAAAACUAGAACCAAAACAAUCACUGCUGAAAAUUAUACAUUACGUCCAAAAUAUGAAAUAUCCUAUAGAAAUUAUUUAUCAGUAGUAUUCUAUCAACUUUUUGUUAUUGGCACUUGGUUUUGGUUACAUAAUUUCGAAUUAUUCAUUCGUGAAUACAAUUAUUUUAGAACUCCAUUCCUUGCUUUGUUUUCCAUUGUUGUUUUCCAAGCCAGUCGUAUUGUUUUGAUGGGUAUUUCAAAUGGUCUCAAUCGUUUAUUAAAACCAACUGAAAUCAAGUAUUUUACACUCUUCCAAUUUCCAUUAAUGUUUUUCCUUUAUUAUAGAAAUUUGUUUUUAAAUACAAAUAAUUGGGGUAUUACCGUUUUAAUUAGUUUUGUUAUCUUUUUAAUCGAUGUGGUUUAUUACCCAUUACAUAUGACUAAAAAGUUUUGGUUAUUUAGACACAACACAUUGGUUUCAUAUUUAGAUAAAAAAGCAACUACCUCCAAAAUCUUUAGAAUUGCAAGAAAAAUGUUGGCUGAUGAAAAUCCAUCAUACGAUAAACAUAUUAUGAAUCUUUCAGUAGAGUAUUAUUACGAUAAAAUGGCCGAAUACAUAUCGUUGGUUACUAUGAUUGCUUUCCUUUCGUUAAUUAGAGGUUUAAAAUGGAAAAGAGAAAAUUACACCGCUUUUAAUCAAUUAACCGAUGCCAAUUACCAUCAAUUGCUUUAUAGAUACCUUUACCUUUUAGGCUUUGAAUUUGCUUACGAUUUAGCUAUUCGUUUCGUAUCACGUAAAUAUCUUAAAAUCGAUAUUUCUAAUCGUGGUCGUAAUGAAACCAUUUCAAAUUAUUGCACUAGAUUUAUUUUCAGUUUAUUUGUUUUAUAUGAUUUAAUGGAUGUUUACAAUAUUCAAUUAAAAUAUCUUGGUGAUUAAUAGCCGAACUCUAAUUUUAUAUAUUAAUAAUAAUUAUAAAUAUUAGUAUUAAAUAAUAGUAAUAGUUAUAGUAAUAAUAAUAAAUAAUAAUAAUAAUUAUAUAAUAUAAUAGAUAAUAAUAAUAUAUAAAAUAAUAAUAAUAGUAAUUUAAAUAAUAUUUAUUUAAAUAAUAGUAACUGCAUUAGUAUUGGUAUUAAAAUAUUAAUAUUAUUUCUUUAGGUAAAAUGGUAUAUUUAUAAUAUAAAUAAAUAGCUAAUAGAUAUUACAAAUAAAUAUAACUAUAUCUUUUUUCCAAACAAUCU